Messenger RNA from Pichia kudriavzevii, 1779 nucleotides. RefSeq lists its product as uncharacterized. Gene Ontology annotation, molecular function: RNA binding. The record is from RefSeq and is a predicted model, not a curated record. The transcript has a single exon. Bases 1 to 1779 code for a protein of 592 amino acids. Gene Ontology annotation, biological process: maturation of LSU-rRNA from tricistronic rRNA transcript (SSU-rRNA, 5.8S rRNA, LSU-rRNA); ribosome biogenesis. Lineage: Eukaryota; Fungi; Ascomycota; Pichiomycetes; Pichiales; Pichiaceae. Gene Ontology annotation, cellular component: nucleolus; PeBoW complex.
AUGGGGCCAAUCAAGAAGAAAGGAGAGAGAGGUAAUGCAAAAAAUUUCAUUACCAGAACAAAGGCAAUAAGAAAGCUUCAAAUAUCUUUAGCAGAUUUCCGUAGGUUAUGUAUCUUCAAAGGUAUAUAUCCAAGAGAACCAAGAAACAAGAAAAAGGCAAACAAAGGUUCUACUGCACCGGUUACUUUCUAUUAUACCAAGGAUAUCCAAUAUCUAAUGCAUGAACCAAUUCUUCAAAAGUUCAGAGAACACAAGACAUUUGCUAAGAAAUUGACCAAGGCCUUAGGUAAGGGUGAAAUUGGUGAUGCCAAGAGGUUGGAAGAAAACCGUCCAAUGUAUAAAUUGGAUCGUGUAAUCAAGGAAAGAUACCCAUCCUUCUUGGAUGCCUUGAGAGACAUUGAUGAUGCGUUAAAUAUGAUGUUUUUAUUUGCCAAUAUGCCUGCAACAUCCGUUGUUGGUGCUAAAAUCACCAAGCAAGCUAAUAAACUGACUAACCAAUGGUUGGCUUACGUCGCAAGGGAAAGAGCUUUGAAAAAAGUUUUUGUGUCAAUUAAGGGUGUUUAUUACUCUGCUACUGUAAAGGGUCAAGAAGUUAGAUGGUUGGUUCCCUUCAAAUAUGCACAAAAUAUCCCUUCAGAUAUUGAUUUCAAAAUUAUGCAUACUUUCUUAGAAUUUUACUCUACCCUAUUGAAUUUUGUCUUAUUCAAGCUAUACACUGAUGCCGAGCUAACAUAUCCUCCUAAAAUUAAUGAAAAUAGAUUGAAAGGUAUUGGUGGUUUGUCUGUAUACAUUCUCGAAACUAAUGAACAAAGAUCCUUAGCAUUACCAUCAGAUGCCACGGCUGAUUCAGAAGAACAAGCAGAAACAAAGAUUUCCAGUGAGGAAAUUUCAAGGGCAAUUGCAGCGGACGAGAAGGAGGUUGAACGAGAAAAUGAGCAAAACGAAGAGAAUCAAGAAGACACUGAAGAUGUUGAAACAACCGAACUGGAUGAGUUUAAGGAUACUAAUAAAAAUGCGGGUGAUUCACUAGCACAACCUUCCAAAUACGCCAACCAGGUUAGUGAACUUUUCAGCAAGUUUGUUUUCUACAUUGGUAGAGAAGUACCUGUUGACGUCUUGGAGUUUGUUAUCCUUUCAGCUGGUGGUAAAGUAAUCAGUGAAGCAGCAAUCGAUGAACUCGAAAAUUCUAAGGAUAUCGAUUUGAGUUCGGUGACGCAUCAGAUCGUUGAUAGGCCUAAAGUUUUGAAGAAGGUCCAAGGUAGAACUUAUAUCCAACCUCAGUGGGUAUUCGAUUGUUUGAACAAAAAAACUUUACUAAAUGUUUCAGAUUAUGCACCGGGUGAAACGCUUCCGCCACAUCUUUCACCAUGGGGUGAUGCUGGUACAUAUGAUCCAGAGGCGCCAAUUGAGGAAGAUGAGGAAGAUGAAGAAGAUGAAGACGUUGAUGGUGAAAACGAAGCCCGUAAAGAAGACGAAGAUGAAGAUGAGGAAAUGGAUGAAGAUUUGAGAGAACAAAAAGAAUUAGAGAUGGAAGCAGCUGGUGUUAAGUACUCUGCACUAAAGGAAGGUGAAAAGAAGAAGACGAAUAAGAGAAAACAUGCUGGUGAUGAAGACGAAGAGAAGGAUCUCAAAUUGAUCAUGAUGAGUAACAAGCAACGUAAGUUGUACAAGAAGAUGCAAUACGGCUUAAACAAGCAAGAUACUAGAAAGGCUGAACUUGAAAAGAAACGUAAACUUUUGGCCAAGAAAAAAAAGGAGCUCUCUAAAAUUGAGCAAUAG